CCGCCUUCACCGACUUUUUGGAGGAAGUAAACAGCUCUGCUCCGCGCGGCUUAUCGCUCACGUGCAGGCGCGUAAACGGCGCAGCGCUAUCCAUGGUAUCAGCCCCAAAACAAGCCUCCCCCUGCCACGGUGCGCACCGGUCAGUGGCAGCUUGUUUUUCUUCAGUGAUGCCGGCGAGCGACCGUUCUCAGACAAGACAAAAGGAUGACGCGCUUUCACCUGAGCCGCUGGUCCGCGCUUUGCGUGCUAUUCUGCGCCAUUCGACACGCCUCCGUCACCCAGGAUGCGCGAGAUCUCGAAAGAAAGGUGGCCAUGCUGCUGAGAGAGGAACGAGAAGACCCGAAGUGCUUCAUACAAGGCAGGAAGGACUUCACGUGCUUCUGGGAGGAAGAUGAGGAGAGGGCGGGCUCGGUGGAUCAGUACUCUUUCACUUACACCUACCAGAAUGAAAACAGCAGCAGGUGCCCACUGAGGGCCCUCCCUGCAGCGGGCGGGAAGAAGCUGUUCAUCUGCCACCUGGACCGACCCCAGUUGUUUGUCCAAAUGGACAUACGAGUUCACCGCGAGGAAGCGCUGAUCCACAGCCGUAGCCUCCUCAUCGAGCUCGUCUUUCUUCUGGACCCCCCCGCCAACGUGACGGUGAGCACCACGGCCCAGAAAGGCCAGUUGAACGUCAGCUGGGUGCCUCCUCCUCUCAAGUACAUGGACGACAGCAUGAUGUACGAGGUCAGCUACGCCGCGGCCGACGGCCACUCGGGGCAGCAGGUCGAGGUGGUACGAGCCAGCUCGGAGUGGAUCCUCAGAGGCCUGCAGCCAAGCACCAAGUACAAGGUGAGAGUCCGUGUGAAGCUGGACGGGAUUAGCUACAACGGCUACUGGAGUGCCUGGACGGACCCGGUUGUCAUGGAAACGCUGCCCGCAGAACUCGACCUAGUCAUGGUGUCCCUGAUGCUCUUCAUCUCGUUCAUCCUCAUUGUGGUGUCUCUCGUCAUGCUUCUGUCCCAACGGAGGUUUGUCAUAAAGAAGAUUUGGCCGACUAUUCCGACUCCUGACAGCAAGUUCAAAGGUCUUUUCACGGUGUAUGGAGGGGACUUUAAGGAGUGGUUGGGUCAUACCGAUGGAGGCAUAUGGUUGACUCCGGAGUUCUUCUACUCAGAAGAAUGCCCUUCUCCCCUGGAGGUCCUGUCAGAGCUCCGCCCUGGCUCCUCCCUGCCUUUCCCAGCUCUGCCACCCAAGGCCCUCAGAGCGCCGACCACAGGCCCAAGGGAGGACGAGGGCGUAGUGAGAGGGGUGGACGAGAGAGAGCUGCUGGAAAGGGGCGAUCCAGCCCCGACGGAGCGAUUGAGAGCCGAACCAAAUGACCACUGGCUCAUGGACCGCUUAAGGGCCCUCCACCAGAACCCAGCUCCCUGCUCCAAGUCCUCUCUGCUGGAGUCCCAAGACACCUACGUCACCCUCAACGGCAGCAGCAGCCAAAGAGACGACGGUCACCUGACCGACGGCCUCGAGGAGGCCUUACCCCUCGGGGUGCUUUUCGCCUCCGGACAGACGAUGUUGUGCGAGUCUCACUCCGACCUGUGGUCCGGGCCGCAGAGCUCCAGGUCAGGUGGCCUUUCGUCACAGUCCAGCUUGGAGUACCCGAACCACGCCUGGGUGCCCAAGGGGCCGGGGUACACCUACAUGGCGGUAGCAGACUCCGGGGUCUCCAUGGAUUACAGCCCCAUGAGCCGGGCAGACGACAUCGGAAGCCUGGUCAUCUAUGCCAACGACUACAAGAACGAGAUCCCGGCUCAUAGAAGGCCCUUAUUGCAGCACGUCGUCCAAGAUGUCGGCUGACGGCGCCAAACUGGGCAGGCGGCACAGGAACUGAGCCUCAGAGAAAGCUUUUUGGAUAUCCACCCAAACUCACCCUGGUGUUGAGACGGGUGGACCAUGAAUUUGCGGGCGGACGUACAACGAAGUGUAAGCUAAAGGACUCGGGAGGAAGAGUCCUCCUGGAUGUACAUGGUUUCUACUUCAUCAAAAACUACAGCUGUGGUUUACAGCAAAUGCUGAUAUUCAGAGAAAAAGUCUGCAUGCUGAUCUGUAAGUAUUCUACCCUGUCGAUGUGUGAAGAAUUCCCAUGAAUUCAAAGAAGUGUUUCAAGUGGUGUAUUCAAAUAUGAGCUAAGUGUACUUUUAAAGCCUAAAUAUAAGACAGUGUGUUCAUCGGCUGAUGAAACUCACUGUAUUUGUCAAUAGUAUCAUUGAGAUUUUUGUGUUUUAUCACUUCAGAAUUCUGGAACAAACGAAGAAUAACUAGUGCUGUUUUGGGCCAUAUUCAUUUUCAACUGUAGUUGUUAGCAAGUGUCUUUCUUCUCGUGUUUAAGUUGUGUUUUGAGUCACUGCUGCCAUCUUAAGUGCAGAGCAUGUACAGUACAUCGUAACCUUGAUGCUUUACAGUUGCAGUUUUUAAAACUUCCAUGUUUUUCAUGCUAGUGUUGCUUUGGAAAAACAUCUCACACCUGAUUUUUCUCUAAAAGUAUAUAAAAAGUCAACUUACACUUUUGAGCAACAUAAAAAAAAACCUUUAAACUCACAACCGACUGGCUGUCCGUAACGUGUUGCACGCUUUUCACAACAGAUCAAAGAUGUUAAAAUCACCUACCAAUUAACUUGUGGAUAACAUAACACUUUUUCCUACAUUCUGAAUGCUCUACCUGUGAUAUCAGCCACUUCAAUCCGAUGUCUCACACAUGCAAUCGCUCCGAUGUUGUAAAUAAGUGCUUCUCAACUGAGACCCUGAGAUGAUUAAGGGAGGAGACAUUAAUAUGGUUUUCAAAACAAUGUUCAUUUGUAUAUAAUGUGUAUUUUUCUGUUCUUUGGUACCAACUUGUCGUUUUAUCUUGAAGGGUCUCAAAACAAACACGUUAGAUAUUUUUGGUUGAUUCAAGGUUACUAUUUACCUGUGUAAAUGUUGUCAUUGUGUAAGACUUCCUUCAUGUGUUGGACAAAGCUUUUUGCCGAUUAAACUCAUAAAACAUCUGGUUAUCUUCAA
Pungitius pungitius (ninespine stickleback) is the source of this 3036-nucleotide messenger RNA. RefSeq names its product erythropoietin receptor (gene epor). Gene Ontology annotation, biological process: cytokine-mediated signaling pathway. Gene Ontology annotation, molecular function: cytokine receptor activity; protein binding. The transcript has 8 exons. Gene Ontology annotation, cellular component: external side of plasma membrane; membrane. Lineage: Eukaryota; Metazoa; Chordata; Actinopteri; Perciformes; Gasterosteidae. The record is from RefSeq and is a predicted model, not a curated record. The coding region runs from base 205 to 1836 and encodes 543 amino acids.